This is a messenger RNA of Trichoplusia ni (cabbage looper), 1009 nucleotides long. RefSeq names its product ubiquinone biosynthesis protein COQ4 homolog, mitochondrial (gene Coq4). Gene Ontology annotation, cellular component: mitochondrial inner membrane; mitochondrion. Gene Ontology annotation, biological process: ubiquinone biosynthetic process. Lineage: Eukaryota; Metazoa; Arthropoda; Insecta; Lepidoptera; Noctuidae. Bases 140 to 901 code for a protein of 253 amino acids. The record is from RefSeq and is a predicted model, not a curated record. The transcript has 3 exons.
CACUGUCAUCAACAGCGCAGGUCAAAGGCUUGCUAAUAUUUGUCAACACAAAACAGGGUUAUUCAGAUUAUCGAUAUCGGCUGCUUGUUACAAAAAUAAGAAUAUUUUGGAUCUCAAUAAGUGAAUUGGAGAAACAAAGAUGAAUAAAACCAUGCGAUCGACCAUAUUGUUGAGAAAAUAUUGCACCGUUACACCAAAAAGUACUAGUCAAAACUUUUUUGAAGAAAUGAAGAAAAAUUUUAUUGCCACUAACACUUUUCAAAAAACUCUUUUAACAUGCGGAUCAGCUGCUAUUGCCCUUUUAAAUCCACAUCGCGGUGACAUGAUCGCAUGUUUGGGCGAGGUAACUGGAGAAAGCGCGAUAAAGUACAUGAAGAGCAAGAUGAUAGAAACUCAGGAAGGGGCUGAUAUACUAAGAGAGAAGCCGCGUAUCAAUACUUCUACAGUCUGUUUUAAAACACUGUCUCAAAUGCCGGAAAACACUCUAGGCCGUGUUUAUGCAGACUUCAUGAAAGAAAACAAUAUAACAGCUGAUUCGCGGUUGCCGGUCCAAUUUAUAGAAGACCCAGAACUCGCUUAUGUAAUGCAAAGAUACAGAGAAGUACAUGAUUUAGUUCACGCCACUUUAUUUAUGAGUACCAACAUGUUAGGAGAGGUCACAGUAAAAUGGGUUGAAGGUAUUCAAACAAGGUUACCAAUGUGCAUUAGUGGAGGGAUCUGGGGUGCUGGUAGGCUAAAGCCAAAACAUCGUGAAAUGUACUUGAAGUAUUAUCUGCCUUGGGCCAUUACCACAGGAAACAAUGCAAAGUUCAUGCAAGGAAUUUAUUACGAAAAAAGAUGGGAUCAAGAUAUAGACGACUUCCACAAGGAAAUGAACAUUGUGAGAUUAGUAAAGAAGUAAAAAUAAUAAAUUACCUUAUUUGUAAAUAAAUUGUUAUAAUAGUUUUAGAAUGGAAAGUGGUUUAUAGUCAAUUUUUUUGUUGAAACAAGUAAAACGCUGUUUAAAUUC